Messenger RNA from Fulmarus glacialis (Northern fulmar), 2166 nucleotides. Its product is annotated as alpha-2-macroglobulin-like protein 1. Gene Ontology annotation, molecular function: endopeptidase inhibitor activity. Lineage: Eukaryota; Metazoa; Chordata; Aves; Procellariiformes; Procellariidae. The record is from RefSeq and is a predicted model, not a curated record.
AUGGGAACACCUGUGCUCCUCUUAGCCCUGACCCUAUUCCCAGUUGCAGCUGCAGCAAACCUGGAAAGUCACUAUAUGGUGGUGUUCCCUGUUGCCUCACCUGCUGUCACCUUGGAGGUGACAACCCAGAAUCACACACUGGUGGAACAGGAUGUGGAGAAGCCAGGCACUUUUCUAUGUGUCACCUUCCAGGUGCCAGAGUUCAUUGCCAGGAAAAGAGAUGAUUCCACAUCACAUCCAGAGGAGAUGGUUUUUUUGCAUGUCCUGACCCACAGUGGGGACAAUGUGCUCUUUGAGGGUUGCGAGAAGGUUCUGGUCAAGCCCCAGAAGAAUGUAAUUCUGGUAGAGACAGACAAGGGCUUAUACAAACCUGGAGAAACAGUGAAAUUUUGAAUUGUGAACCUUGACAAGGACCUUAAAGUCAUUAAAAAUGAGUAUUCCCAGAUAUGGCUGCAGGAUCCUGAAUAUAGCCACAUUGCUGAGUGGCUGAGUGUAAAGUCAAGACACGGCAUUGUGGAUCUGUCCUUCCCCCUGGCCUCUGAAGCACCCCUUGGGAAGUAUACCAUCUCAGUGCAACAAGACAUGGCUCCAAAAACCUUCAGUGUUGAUGAAUAUGUGCUGAAAAAUGUUGAAAUAAAGAUUAAGCACCCUCCAUUUAUCACUACAGCAGAUGAGGAAUUUCAGCUGAAGGUCUGUGGUGAGUACAUGACACCAUUUCCUGAACAGCUGCACAUUAUGUUCCGCCACAGUGACGAGUCUCACCUCAGAAAUGAAAUGGUCUACCUAAUAGUUGACAUCAAUGAUGAGGAGACGCACCUGUCAUUCCUCACGGAUGAGAAUGGGAAAGUCCACUUCUCACUGGAUACCACCAGCUGGAACAGCACGCUGGUUUCUCUGAAAGCCUCCUUCUCAUUGACUCUGACUAUUGGCAAUGACUUCCUGCCUGACAACAAGCUUUUACUGUAUGCAGUCUUCUUGGAUGGAGAGGUGGUGGCUGAUGUGGAAGAGUUUCAAGCAGAGAAGUGCUUUAGACACAAGCCAAGUGGUAUAAGCUGGAUACACACCAAACCAGAUGCCCAGUGUUUUUGGCUGGGAAACGAAACAGAUAUUUUCAACAUUCCUUCUUCCCUUUUAUUUAUCAUUGAUUUAUUCUCUCCACUGUUUUCCCAGAAAUUGUGCAUGAAAAUAUUAACCAAUACUAGAACCAAGAAACCAGUUUCCUGUAUGCGACCAGGCUUUGAGAAAAAGAUGUAUCCUGGAAAAGACAAUGCUGUUGAAAAUCAUGCUGGCUGUAGUGAUUCUGCACCUUGCUCUGAUAACACAAGGAAGACAAAACCAUGGACACUUUUCCCAGAGACCUGGAUUUGGGAUUUGGUCUCCAUUGGGGAUGAUGGGCAAGCGUCUGCCCAAGUUGCUGUACCUGACACCGUCACAGAAUGGAAUGCCAACACCUUCUGUGUUGCUGAUACUGGCUUUGGGUUCUCUCCUCUGACCACCCUUAGGGUCUUCCAGCCUUUCUUUGUAGAUCUGUCAUUGCCCUACUCUGUGAUCCAAGGAGAGACUUUCAGCCUAAAAGCCACUGUCUUGAACUACCUCAAGGACUGUAUCCAGGUACGCACCACUCUCACAGAGACCCCAGAACUAAAGGUGGAUGCCUGUCCAGACCGCUGGUUCACCAGCUGCAAUGAAGCAAAAACCUUUGAGUGGAAAGUGACAGCCACCAGGCUGGGUGAGGUUGAGCAGAGGGAUGUGUGGCAGCUAGCGGGAGGAGGGGUGGAAUUUGCCUGCGGUGAACAGAACAUGGUUCAGUUUGCACCAAACAUCUUCAUACUCCAGUAUUUGAAUAAGACUAAACAACUGGACCCAGAAAUUGAAGAUAGAGCACUGAAAUUCCUGAGAACAGGUUACCAGUGUCAGCUGCUCUACAAACAUGAUGAUGGCUCCUUCAGCACCUUUGGGAAAGCUGACAACCAGAGCAACACAUGGCUGACAGCUUUUGUAGCCAGGUCCUUUGGACAAGCCAGCUCUCACAUUUACAUCAAUAAGGAUCAUGUGCACAAUGUUCUGCUCUGGCUGCAGAAGCACCAGCUACCCAGUGGCUGCUUCCAGAAUGUGGGGAAGCUCUUCAACAAAGACUUGAAGGCCCGGCAGGAGGCCGCGACCGAG